AUGGCCUCCAGUUCUGCAACUUCUAAUGCUGAAUCUGAGAAUAAAAUCAAAAGGAGAAGAGGCGAGAAGGAGAGGCCCAAGGACGUUAAGACAGCCAGCCAGAAGAACCUGUCCCAGAAUCCCAAGGUCACCUCCCUCAAAGACCUCCCAAAGCUGGAAGGAAGGAAGCAAACAAAGAAAAGCAAUGUAUGGACCAUCGAUCACUCUGAAGAGACAAAGCUGUGGAUGAGCAAGCCAAGGAGCUCCAGUUAUCGUCCUGAAGACCUCGAAGCCUUCUUCCGACUUCUGGAGGAUCCCAUCAUCAAGAGCCUCUUGGAAGCCGAUAUUUACUUCAGAGUGUCUGACAAGUACCUGCUUUCCAUGGUGGUAGAAUAUUUCGGCCGUGUUGGGCUGCCUGGACAUCUCUACAAUAGAAUCCACUUCUUUCUGGCCCUGUAUAUUGCCUGUGAUAUGGAGGAGGAUGACCCCAUCUCCAAGUGGAGUAUUUUCCAGACCCUGCUGGGCAAAAGAUUCUUGGAUGAAAUAUCCAAGAAAUUUCUGAAGCUGAGGAUGGAGUUCUUCUAUGCCAUGGGACACCGAGCCUGGGUCAGCCGAGAGCUCUGUGAGGAGAUCCAGUCUCAGAACCCACAGCACUGGGUCUGGAGCCGGGUGCGCCAGUGCACCCCCUAG
Molecule: messenger RNA, 669 nt
Organism: Suncus etruscus (white-toothed pygmy shrew)
Lineage: Eukaryota; Metazoa; Chordata; Mammalia; Eulipotyphla; Soricidae
Product: putative speedy protein E21
Exons: 6
Coding region: 1-669 (222 amino acids)
Biological process (GO): positive regulation of cyclin-dependent protein serine/threonine kinase activity
Molecular function (GO): protein kinase binding
Source: RefSeq, a predicted model, not a curated record